Mycena indigotica is the source of this 555-nucleotide messenger RNA. RefSeq lists its product as uncharacterized. Bases 19 to 555 code for a protein of 178 amino acids. The record is from RefSeq and is a predicted model, not a curated record. NCBI's taxonomy places the organism in Eukaryota, Fungi, Basidiomycota, Agaricomycetes, Agaricales, Mycenaceae. The transcript is spliced from 4 exons.
UUCUCCCUGGCCACCACAAUGGAAGCGGUCUUCGACAACAAAACAAACAUCCUGAACGCCCACAUCCGUGCAGUCCAUGACAACUCCGUACUUUACACUCUCCGCACAAAAUUUGGCUAUCGUGGAAGGAAAGAUACUGUCCUGCUGGAUGAGAAUCCUAUUCCUGGCGCGUCGGCGACGGUUGGCGCGAUUCACUGGCAAGAGAAGUCGCUGGAAAUAACGGGCCAUCGGAAACCGUGCUCAGAGCUGAGGAGGCACACCGGGAGGUUCUUCAAUCGAACGCAGCAUUGGCGUUGGUCGCAGGACCGUAAGGACUAUCAUAUAUUUCUCGAAGGCGAAGAAUGGAAAGCGACUUUGAAUCAAAACAUGCUUAUCGCUGGCCGUUUCGCUGUUCCUCGUCCACAUCUGUUCAGCAAACAGCCACCUACACUCCUGCAUCUCACCAAAACGGCACUUGUGGAAGACGAAAUAUUCCUCAUCCUCGUGUUCAUUUAUUGCGAAACAAAGCGGCAAAACAAAACGAAUAGUUCCAUUGUGGAUCCUGGCGGUUGGUAG